UCUCCAUAUUUUGUAUUCCCCAUAAAUUUCUAGUAAACAAACCCCUUUGUGGUGCACACUCGCCAUGGCCAGAACAGAGCAUGUUAUAUCUGUGGAGGAGUUGCUUUCGAGGAAGGUUAAUGUUGUUAGAACAGAAGCUGUUGAAGUCCAAGUGAUAGAGAAAGACAGUCCCAGCAGGCAGCAGAGGUUGGAUCGAUUGGAGAAGGCAGGAGGAGGAGACAGUAGUGCACAAAAUGAAGGUGAUCAAAAAGUAGCCGGACCAAAGAUACAAAAGGUUUCGUUUUUGGUGCGAGAUAACAAAAACGUGGCCAAGUAUUUUGAGCCGAGGGUGGUGUCGCUGGGUCCUAUCCAUCACGGUAAUCCAAAGUACAACCUAGCAGAGGAGUACAAGCUUGGAUUGGCUAACAAGUUCGUCAAGGAGAGUGGUAAGACAGCUGGAAGUUUGUACGCUAAAAUUGAGGAGAAAAUCAGCAAACUGAGGGAGUACUUCGAUGGGGAGGUGACCAAGGAGUAUGACGACGAGUGCCUCGCCUGGAUGCUGUUCGUGGACGGGUGUGCUGUAUUACAAUUCAUGUACUAUGCAGUUGAAGAGAAAUUCAAAGAUGUGAAAAUUAAAAACGAUCUAGCGGCCUUUGGGCAACAGGAUUUGUUCUUGUUGGAGAAUCAACUUCCUUACCAACUCCUCGAGGAUUUGAUGGAGUUGAGCGACAAUAAAGAGACUUUGAAGAAUUCGAUCGACAGUUUCAUUGAAAAUCAUGCAAAUUGCAAGGCUCCUAAAAAUACCAGCACAGAAAAGCCGGCCCAUCUUCUCGAUCGCCUGCGAACAAGACUACUUUGCAAAGUUCCUGUCCCCCGAGCCGGUGAUCAUAAGGGAAAGAAAAAGAAGGAGGCCGAUUGGCAGUCGUAUCGCAAUGUGCAGGAACUCCGAGCAGCAGGAAUCCAAUUGAAGCCUAGUAAAACUAAUUCCUUGAUAGACUUACAUUUUUCCGACCAAAACACUUUCUACCCUGGAUACCUUCAUCUUCCUCAAAUAACAGUGGAUGAUUCGACGGGGCCCAUGUUCUUGAACUUGAUAGCUUAUGAGGGGUGUCCGGAUUUCGAGAAUGACUUCGGCGUCACCUCGUACGUAUGCUUCCUCGAUACACUCAUUGAUCAUCCCGCGGACGUGAAGGAGCUGAGGAACGCGCACAUACUCCACAACCUCCUUGGCAGCGACAAAGAAGUGUCUCAACUCUUCAAUGACAUAGCCACUGACUUGGUGCCUAACCCCAAAACAUAUGCCGAUGUCAAAAAUGGGAUACAAAAGUGCUACGACAGCAAGUGGAAGACCUGGAUAGCUCAGGCCAUUCACGACCAUUUCAGCAGCCCCUGGACAUUCGUGGGUUUCCUCGCCGCAUUCUUAGCACUUGCUCUAACUGUCCUCCAGACUUGGUAUUCUGUCCGCGGCUCUCCCUCUGACACCAAAGAUCGCUCUCCCCCUGCCCCCAGAAUUCCCAAAAGGUACUGAAAACAUUUUUGCUUUUAUCUUUCCAAUUAAGUGCAUGCAUCCACCGUAUUGUAAGCCUAUAUAUAUAUAUACCCAGAGGCCCAGAUUCUAUAUAUGCA
Messenger RNA from Corylus avellana, 1605 nucleotides. Its product is annotated as UPF0481 protein At3g47200-like. The record is from RefSeq and is a predicted model, not a curated record. NCBI's taxonomy places the organism in Eukaryota, Viridiplantae, Streptophyta, Magnoliopsida, Fagales, Betulaceae.